AUGAUUUACACCCUCAAAAAACGCUUCGCGAAAGCUACACAUCGUCAGAUUCUCGCUGCUUUGGAGCAUGAGAUAGAACCUCCUUACCGUGAUGUUUACAAAAGCGAAGUUAUGAAAAAGCUGGUCGGCUUAUCGAAGAGGAAGCAAAUUUUGAUGGAUGAACUCGUAAGCACGUACAACGUAACCCAAGCGCAAGACCAUCAGCAGCUCUACGACAUAUUUGCCACGCGUGCUUUGGGCGACAUUGUGAACGAUAUUCUUCAAGGAACAUCUGCAGACCCACAGAAACAUAAUCGUUUCAAAGCUCUCUCAAAGUCGCUAGCACGAGCAAGCAAAUCUGAUGCUGUGAGCAAGGUACGAUAAAA
Molecule: messenger RNA, 365 nt
Organism: Strongylus vulgaris
Lineage: Eukaryota; Metazoa; Nematoda; Chromadorea; Rhabditida; Strongylidae
Source: the annotation of a GenBank genome assembly